Messenger RNA from Amphibalanus amphitrite, 4428 nucleotides. RefSeq lists its product as uncharacterized. Bases 538 to 2487 code for a protein of 649 amino acids. The record is from RefSeq and is a predicted model, not a curated record. Lineage: Eukaryota; Metazoa; Arthropoda; Thecostraca; Balanomorpha; Balanidae. The transcript has 14 exons.
AGUUUGUAAACAUUCGAGCGUGUAAAUGUUGUCUGCUGGAUGUUUUGGUGCGAUAAGUGUUAGCUGUCAGUGUGAUAAAUGCACAAUUGAUUUGAACGGAAUCGACAUUCAUGUAUUCAGGUCAUGGAUCCUGCCGAACGGCAAUAGAGCUACGUUCUACGUAGACGAGUUCGGACUUCGCUUCCGCCGACGCCCGCCUCCGCCGUCGGUGACGUCGUUCUCAUCGACCGACGCCCCCGCCCCGCCCCCAUCGGCACCGACGGACUCGCCACGCGACCCGGACCGAGUGACGUCACCGGUGUGACGUCAUCAGCGUCGUCGGACGCCGCCAGUUGGCCGAUAGUCUCCGCGUGGCUUGGGCCAGAUAGCUGCCGCUCCUGCACGCUGUGGUUGGCUCCGAGAGCUGAGCGAGAGCUCAGGAGUGCCCUGUGGGAGCCAGGAGCGAGAGAGAGGACUGAGGAGGAGCCUCAGGGAGAGUGAGAGGAGCUGGGAGGAGAGGAGGAUCAGCUGCCGCGAGAGGAGGAGAAAUAUAAAGCCAUGCCGAGCACCAGUGCCGAGUACGCUCGUCUACCGGUGACUGAACUGGUCGACGACCUCAGCUCAGAAGAGGAGGACGACCUGUACACCCGACCCCCGCGGAGACAUCGGCACAAGGGCGCCCGAAACGGCAAACCGAGCCUGCAGACGGCGCCGAUGGCGUUCAGAGAGGCGGCGACGCGUCCUGUGAAGCGGUACCAGCUUCUGGACGAGGAGGACGCGCUCGGAGCACUGCAGGCCACGCCGGACAUCCGACAGCCGCGGCCCCUCUCAGUCACCAAGAAGGCGUGUCUCGUCACCGCCUGUCUGCUCAUACUAACCGUGAUUAGCGUGGCCGUGUGGCUGGUUCCCUGCCAGUGGUACGGCUGCAGUCUGGGACUGGGAUCGGGACUGGAGCAAUCCUCCGUCCGCAGGGACUACGAGGUCAUGUUUCCCGGCAUCAUGGUCACCACUCGUCUGCUGGCGGCGCCCACCGUCUAUGUCGACUCGGCAGACGUGGUGUUUGGAUUCCGACGGCAGGACUCCACGGCAGGAGGCCUGAUGGUGGUGGCCUCCUCCAGUGGACAGAAACUCUGGCAACAGGACCUAUAUGAGGCGCCUGUGGACCUGCGGUGCGGCGGUCUGGACCUCAACUCGAACGGCAUCUUCGAGUGUCUGGCCACCGGCGGCUCCAGCAUGAUGGCGCUGGUCAACAUGGACAAACGACGCGUCGAAUGGUAUCUCCACGAGCACAACUCGACCUCGCGGCCCCUGUCGCUGCUGCCGCCGGUGCUGCUCGAUGACCUGACCUCGGACGGGGUCGCUGACCUCCUGGUGGCCGGCCUGCUGCGUGAGGACCCGGACAGCGACGAGCAGGAGCACCAGGGCCCGCCGCGGUCGCAGCUCAUGCUCGUAGAUGGCGCCAGCGGCAUGGUGCUGAACAAGGGCCCGAUCGCCGACUGUCCCGUGCUGCUGCGGCUCUCAACAGUCGAGGACCGGCCCUCGGAUGUCCAGCUGGAGUGUAUGUCUCCGCAAAGUGGAGUGGUGCCGCGGAUUGCACCGCUGACGACGCUCACGGAGCUGCUCAGAACAGACGACAUGCCCAGCGACGUGCGUGUGUUCACCGCUUCAAGUAAAGCUGGUGACACCGACGGCGAUAUGUUCCAAGUUCAGCUGGAGAACGCUGGCGUGUGUCCUCGGUGCCGCGGCCGGCUGACGCUCCUGGAUCCGAGCGGCGCCGCUGUGUGGUCCACCUCUGCCGAGAGGGCCCGACUUCACUCCGUGAGACAGUUCAACCACCGCAACCACAGCGGGGUCGUCUACAAACUGUGGCAGUACCCAGAUACCGACCCGGCUGGCGCGCUGGCCCCGCUGAGACGUCGCCGGCGCUGGUGGCACCUGUCUGAGGAGGAGCCGGAGCGACCCGUGCCGCCGCUGACCUUUGAGGAGGAGGCCUCGGUCACCCAGUCCUCGGAGGGGAUCCUGUUCCGGUACCGGCACCCCGGCCGGGAGGAGGAGGACGCAGCGGAGGACGCGCCGCCGGCGACUCCGGAGCCCGACGACGGCUCUGUUCCCGAGUUUUUCACCGAGUCCGUGCACGUGGUGUGGCCCUCCGCGGACGGGCAGCUCACGGUGCGACAACUGGACAGUGUGCAGAUGACGCGCUUCUGUCGGGGACCGCAGCAACAGCGCUGCCAGCCCCCGGCGCUGGCUGAUAACGUAGUCACAGCGGAGGUCCUGGAUGUCGGUGCGGACGGUGACCUUGACCUGGUGUCGGUGACCUCCCUGUUCGUGCCUGAGGGCGAGGUCGUCAUCCCUCGUCACCGUCACCAGUGUUCCCUGCAGACGCGCCUGCGCAAACGGCAGCUGUACGGACCCCACUGGCGGGAGACGCUGUCAGAGGCUGUACAGCCGACCACGGCAGCGGUGCCAGAGAGUGUGCCUACUGGAGACACCCCGACCGCUCUGUGACGCUGUGGUAGUGGCCACGAGGAUGGGCUUUGUCAGAGACUGUGCUGCAGGGAUCAAGGAAAAACCAUAUUCCGGCGGUAGCUAUGCAAGGUUGGGAUGGCGACGCCACCAACUCUUUGUCAGAUGCUGUACCGCAGUGAAUGUAACUGGUGAGGCAGGAUGAAGUAAAUGACGUCAUGCUGCAGCUGUGUCGUCGCCAAGUGAUCGCAGUGUCGUGAGAGAGACGGUAGAGACCCUGUGAGACUGCUGUGAACCGUUAGGGACGUUCCCGAGUUCAGGAACUCUGAUGUCCCAAAGGCACGGUUAAUAGCACCAUGCGCUUAGGGAGGCUGUCCAUCAACCCUAGGCAGUAUCGCCAACGUUAAUGGGCCUGCAGACACAUUGGAAUGUCGGUACUCGGAAGCGCGCGUUGCUGUCCAUUUGAACGGUAAUGUAACGAACAUUACCUGUAGCUACCUGUGACCCAAAGUGGCGUUAAAAAGUCUUACGGCCCAUAACGGCGUCGCCUGCGCCUACCUAAGUUUGAGCUUUGGAUUCCUGAUAAUGGCCGUUAAUAAUGAUAGACCACGACGUUAAAAGCGGUUCAUGGGCUCUGCUAUGUCGUUUAUUUUCCUAUGCUAGGCUACCAUGGUGGAACUGCAUCCCUGUAGUAUCAACGUAACCAACAGAAACAUAGCCACCAACAUAGCCAGUCAGAUACAUAGCUAAUAGAACGGUCACGCGGCUUCCACGUCGCCUCUGUGAAUCCAAGUUAUUGGAUUUCGUCCUUCUAUGGGAGGUUUGCUUCCUUUUGCUCCGGAGCAGUGAUCCAUUAGCCUUUGUCGUCAAAGGUUGACGUAUAUCAGCAGAAUGGGAGCAUCGGGCUUAGCAGCGACUUCGGGCUUAGCAACGCCAAAUAAACUGUAGAGUGUAUGUGAUGUGAGGUGAUGCCUGUAGUCACAGACUUUUCUGCAUAGAGAAGUCUGUCUUGUAGCUUAUCCAUUGUGUUGAAAAUGUAAUGGUUAAAUGCCUGGCAUCAUUUGCCGUCAGGUGCGCUUUGCGUGCUUAGUGUAUGAUGUGCUAUCGGCUUAACUGUCGCCAGGAGUUUUACUGCUUGCGAUUUGCUUGUGAUUCUUCCAGAUUUGCGUACUUUUUGGAACGGGAUUUUCACACAUGUAAAUUGCAAUGACAGUGUAUGAAAAUCUCCGCGCUGCCAGCUUUAUAUCUAGUCUACCGUUGCCAUGUGCAUUGUCCACUAGCUUGUAUGCAUGCGAUUGGUAUUUACAUUACGAGGGGCCCUAGUGUUUGCCUUGCUGAGUGCUGAUGCAUGAUAAAAUGUCACAAAGGUCAAUAGUCACCUGCGUUAUUGUGCAAUCUGUUUUUCUUUCACUGACAAAAUGUUGCUCAUUCCGUUAUUUAAUCUUGUUGACUUGUCAUAACGAUCAUUGAACACUUUGCAAUGCUUAAGUGGUUGCUGGCUCAUAUGAUCGCCAAGUAUUUAUGAUUAAGCAUGAUUUAGUCAGUGAUGUUGUUCGUUUUAGUUCCGUUUCAUCGCAUUGAUUUACAGUCCCAAUCGUGUUUCGAUCAACCACUUCUGUGCAGCUAAUUGUGCAUCUUUGAGUCCCAGGUGUAACCGCCUGCAGUGCUGCCACCGUCACCCGCUUUCCGUAAGACAUUCCAGCCGCCCCUGUCCGAGUUAUGUGCAGCUACUGCUGGUGUCAUUGAUCUCCAGCGGCUGCCGACGCCGGCUCCUGGUGAAGCCGGGGUCAGAGGUGCGAUUGAUUUGUCCCGGGUGGUGGGGAGAGGUCAUGAUAGGGGUCAGGCGUUCAGGACGGAGCUUCCAGAGGCAGUGGUGAGAUGGUUAGGGCAGCAAAAGUCUGGAAUGGUAUGUGGUUGUGUCAGAGAUGAGUGUUGAAUUCCUUGUCAAACGUUGCCAUGCAAAAUAGACUGUGAUAUGAAUAA